AUGAGUGAUGAUUUCGAUAGGUCGAUAACGUUCGGCUGUUUCUAUGGUGGGAAGUUUGAAGUUGUGGAAGGCAAAGAUGUUUACAUCGGUGGAGGAUAUCGGUUUGUUGAAAGUCGACCCUCUUUGUUGUUUACAGAGCUGAUGAAUCAACUUCCGGUGAGUUUGUAUGGGCAGAGAGUAUGGUAUAAGGUCCCUUUUGAAGAAUUGGAGGAUAGAAAACUGUUAGCAAAUGGAGAUGGAAACUUUAAGAAGAUGUGUGCAGCUGCAAGCUAUGUCAACGCAAUUGACAUAUUUGUAGAGCCUGAAUUAAUCACAGAGGAGGUCGCAGGAGAUGAUAAUGACAACGAGGAGUCUGAGAGAGAUGAGACUGAUGGUGAUGAACCCGAGAGAGAUGAGGCUGUGAGAGAAGAUCGUCAAUUUGAAGAAGAAGCUAGAAUUGAAAGAAAUCUGGUCAAUUUUGUUGAUGAAGAGAUUGAUGAGUAUGCCACUCCGGUGUGCUCAGACGAUGAUGAUGAUGCUGAUGAUAGUAAAGGUUAUAUCAGAUACAAGAAAGGCAGUGGUGAGCUGAUGUUAAGCCAAGCAUUUGAUAGUUUGGAAGCUUUCAAACAAGGUGUGCUCGAGUAUGUGUUAAAGGAAGGAUGGAAUGUGGAAUAUAAGCGCUGGGAGAAGAACAAGUCAGAGGUUAAAUGUGCAAGUGAGCCCGAAGAAGGAGAAGAAGAGUGUAUGUGGAGGAUUUACUGUUCUUAUGAUGAACCAUUACAAAAAUGGUUGGUUAAGGUGUAUGUGAAGAAACACACUUGUAUGAAGAGUGGGCGUUCAAAAAUACUUAGUCAAGAAGUGAUUGCUAAGCUAUUUGUGAAUGAGCUUCGGGAUAAUCCUAAGUACAUGCCAAGAGAAAUUCAGAGUGAAAUUCAGAAGCGUUGGCAUUUGACUACAACAAUAGAUCAGUGUAGAAAAGCAAAGAAAAGGGCCUUAGAGAUGAUCCAAGAGGAGCACGACUUACAGUUCUCAAGGUUGAGAGAUUAUCGGCUUGAGCUAAUUAGUUCUAACAAGGAUUCGACGGUGGAGCUAGAGACAAUCCACGGAGAGCACGAGGAAGACAUUUUUUACAGAUUUUAUGUCUGUUUUGCUGCUUUGAAGAAGACAUGGAGCUCCCUCUGUCGGCCUAUUUUUGGACUGGAUGGUUGCUUUCUUAAGUGCACAAUAAGUGGUCAGUUGUUAGCAGCGGUUGGAAGAGAUGCGAACAAUCAAAUGUUCCCCAUUGCUUGGGCUGUUGUAGAUGUCGAAAACGAAGUUAACUGGAGAUGGUUCAUUGAGAAGCUGAAGAGUGAUUUGAAUCUCCAAAACGGUGAUGGUUUUACCCUUAUCUCGGAUAGACAGAAGGGUUUACUGAAUGCUGUUUCUGAUUUGCAACCGAGAGUUGAGCAUAGGAUGUGUGCAAGACACAUUUACGCAAACUUAAAGAAGAAGCACCCAAACAGAGCUGACAUGAAAAGCUUAUUCUGGAAGGUUGCGAAGAGCUACAACAAGCCUCACUAUGAAAAGAGGAUCAGGGCAGUGGAGGCAUACGACGUGAGUGUCUAUGAGUCAAUGAUGUCGAAGAAUCCAAAAAACUGUAGUCUUGCAUAUUUCACACCGACAUCUACGUCUGAUGAUGUAAGUAACAACAUCUCAGAAUCCUUUAAUAGUGCUAUUGACCCUGCAAGAUCAAUGCCUCUGGUGGAAAUGUUGGAGACUAUACGCAGAAGAGCAAUGCUGCGCAUGGAGGCAAGAAAGGUUAAAGCAAUGAAGCAUAGAGGAAAGUUCAGUAUUAAAGCAAUGGAAAAGGUCGAUGAGGAGCAGAAAAAAAUUGUCAACUGUACAAUAUAUCCUUCCGGGCAUGAGACCUUUGAGGUGAAGGAGAAAAAGUCAGCAUUCAAGGUGAAAAUGCUUGAACGGACUUGCACAUGUCGGAGGUGGCAGAUGUCUGGUUUACCUUGCCGCCAUGCUCUUAAGGUGAUUUCCCAGAAAAAACGGCGGCAAGAGGAUUAUAUGGCUGAUUGCUAUCUGACUUCUCGAUGGAGGAUGCAAUACAGCACACCUAUAGAGGUUGUUCGUGGUGUGAAUUUUUGGGAAAAAACUGUUGACUCUGUGAUCGUGCCACCCAAGAGAAACAGAACCAACAAGAGGAAGAAAGAAAACUCCAAAGAGGAUCAAAGGGAAGAAUGA
Eutrema salsugineum is the source of this 2208-nucleotide messenger RNA. RefSeq lists its product as uncharacterized. The coding region runs from base 1 to 2208 and encodes 735 amino acids. The record is from RefSeq and is a predicted model, not a curated record. Gene Ontology annotation, molecular function: zinc ion binding. The transcript has 4 exons. Lineage: Eukaryota; Viridiplantae; Streptophyta; Magnoliopsida; Brassicales; Brassicaceae.